GUAUAGAAACGACGCGGCACGACUCUUUAUUUGUUUUUCUUUUCUCUUACAUCCGCGUUAGAUCCCGGCAUUCAUGCUUGUGCGCUCUCUUUGCUGGCGUGCCGCAAUGCGACCUCGCCACACGUGGAUGGCGCUGAUGGUGGACGAAUGCGCGCUGAUGCCGCUCCCCGCCGUUUCGUCCUUUGUGCAGGGCACCUUUACCCCUGGCACUGUCUCCAAUACGAGCGGGACGAGCACAAGCAGCUCUCCCGCUCACGCGUCGCAAGCAUCCUCUUCGUCUCUCACAGCACCACCGCCGGGUAAGGCGCCGGAGGAGCGCGCACACGCGUGGGUGGCGGUGGCGCGUCUUCUCUGUGAGGGCGGGGACUGGGCCCGUGCCGCAGCCGUCGUGGAGGGUCUCCCGCAGCCCCUCCAGCAGCCGGCGCGAUUCAAAGCGAUCCGCGAUGACUGGCCGCUGCCCCGCACCGUCGCUGAAGCGUGGCGCCACGGCGUGAAGGCGGAGAAGGCAAGCGCAACGGCACCUCCAUCGCCGCCGCUCUCGACGAACACGGCGGUAGAAAGCAAGCAGAGGGCGGUCCACUCCGCUUCCACCCCGCCGUCGUCCACGUCUGAGGCGGCGUCAGAUGCCGCGGAGAAAAGAGGCAGCUACACGCUCUACCGCAGCGAGGAGCUGGUUCGAAUGGCGUACAGCCUGCGCAGAUCGCCCGCUGCGGUCGCACUGCACAGGGAGCAACACGCGAUUGUGGUGGAGCUGCAACGACGCGGCGCCGUUGCCGAAGUUCUGCAAUGCAUCGUGAACUGGCAGCGCCGUCAGCUUCUGCGCCCCGAUGCAGAGACAACGAAGAAGCGUGGCAGCGUUGACAAGGCAAAGGGCUCCGCUGAUUUUUUGUUGCUCGACGGCGUGGGCGCGGCGAAGUCAGUCCUUUUCCCUGGCGCCGCUCGAACGAUCGCAAGUGGCGCCGCCUCUGCCUUCCUCGCUGGCCACCUCAGCGAAACCAACAGGAGCAGCAACAGCAGUCCGGCAGCGGGGAAGCCUCCUCGCUAUUCUGCACUGCAGCUUGCCCACAUCCGCCAAGCAGCCGCCGCACACCCGGUGUUGGUGGCCCGGUGCCUGCGGGAUCGAGCCGUGUGUGAUCGUCUGCUGCGACACGCAGGUGACGCGAGCGUCGCUGAGGUGGCUUUUUUGUUUAUGCGUGUCGUCGCAGCUCGGGGGAGUCCCGCUGCGAGCAGUCCGGCACCUCGCAGGACCGUCGCUUCUCCUUCGCCUUCUUUGCUGACGGAUCCGUUGGCGCUGGAGGCGUACUGGCGUGCCCUCGCCGUGCUGCUUCCGCUGCUCCAUUCAUACUGGCGCCGUCAGUCGAAGGCGGAGAAGGAGAAGCUGCUGCAGGCCUUGAUCGAGGCGCUGCGGACUACACAGGAGGAGACAGCCACCCACCAGGGCACGCCUCGUGACAUCACCGCGACUGCGCAGCAGACAGCACUACCUUCUGUCAUCGCGCGUUCUUUUUCUUCUCCUACGUCUGCGUCGCCGCCGCCGCCGGCUGAGUUGACGGAGAAGUGCCGUCGGGCCAUCAAGGCAUCGGUCGAGUCUGUGUGCUCCCCCCUGCUGCACCACGAACCGCAGGUACGCUUUCUGCGUCUCGACACCUUUGGCGACGUCGCGCUGCGCCUCACCGCGCUGCGCGUGGCCGUCCCGAAUGCGCUGGCGCAGUGCCUCUUUCUAUGCCUGGCGGACACGGCCGCUGCGUGUAGAAGCGGCAGCGGUGGCGGCGGCGGCCGCGAAGAACACGACGCAGCAGAGGAGGCGGCGCACGCGCUGGGCAGCUUUCUCGCUGCCAGCCCGUGCGAUCGAUGGCUGCCGGCGCUCGCCAUGCUGCACGUCGCACACCGCCACCACGAUUUUCACGUCACCGCCGCGCACGAGCGCGCGUUGCUCAGCGGCCUGCAAAGCGUGUCCAUCGCCAAAACCUGGGCGGCCGCUCUGCGCGUGGUGGCGGAGUGCGCAGAAGCCUUCAACGCCGCACCGGACGAGCGCACGCUGCCGACGUUGCUGCUGAACUUGAAGCAGCAGUCAUGGCAGGACGCUUUCCGGGUACUGCAGUGGGUGCCCGGCGGAGAGCUCAGUGCGGCCUCCCCGCCGACUCUGCGAGACCUGCAGCUUGUUGCCUUGAAGCACGCGUCGUGGGAGGUGCCUCUGCAGCUCAUGACGGUGCUGCGGGAACGCCGCGCGGACGGCUUCAUGAACCACCUCUACUGCCUCUGCGCAGCCUCUCGCGGCGGGCAGGCCGACGUCGCCUUUCAGUACUUCUGCUCUCUUCAAUUCGGUCGGGGCCGCCACGUCGCCUGGCGGGGCGUGUCGCCCUUUAACGAGCUCACGGUGGCGGUAGCGGCGGUGGCCAUGCUGGACUGCGAGCACCUCGACGCGCUGCAUCGAUUCACCCAACGAGUGCUGUCGAUGCAGAACACGGCGGGGCCCGAUGACGCUGCCGACGCCGACGCCGUCGCGCCGCCGGGGUUAACGCUCGACGGGCGGUGGAUGGCGCAGGCCGCCAACAUCGCGGCUCUUCUGCCGGGGAGCGCGCGCGACACGGAGCUCGUGGCGCUUCUCCUUUCGCUUCCGGUGGACGAUGUGCAACGCGUUCUGCGCCGCUUUGUGGCGCUGCGCUGUCUCCUCCACAUGGAGCACCUCAACGCACCGAUUCGGCUCGUCUUCGACGUGCUUGGGCACGGCAGCUCGCCGCAGCAACAGCGCGCCCACUGCGGUUUUCUGGCAUCGGUGGAGUCGUCUCAAAUAGGCGAGGGCACCUUCGAGACGCGUCAGCACAGCACGAAUGAGCGGCGCAAGCACCUCUAUAUUCCCAUGGCCCAUCAGCGACGUCAGAAGAAGGAGGCGGCGAUGCAGCUAGGUCUUUUUAUUAAAGCCAACGAGUCGGCGAUGCCCCCGUCGGUGGUGCAGCAGGUGGCGGAGACGAUGGUGGCGGAGGGCGUGGGUGCCGAGUACAUGACGGCAGCGCUGCUGUGA
Messenger RNA from Leptomonas pyrrhocoris, 3022 nucleotides. RefSeq lists its product as hypothetical. The transcript has a single exon. NCBI's taxonomy places the organism in Eukaryota, Euglenozoa, Kinetoplastea, Trypanosomatida, Trypanosomatidae. The record is from RefSeq and is a predicted model, not a curated record. The coding region runs from base 74 to 3022 and encodes 982 amino acids.